GCGUGGAGAAACGCGCAGGACCCAGCUCCGGGGAUUUUGGGAGCCAGUCAGUCCCCAUUGUUCAGAUCCCUCCUCCUGCUUGGGAAGUGGGAGGACCCGAAAAGGCGUCGCAAAAGGGAGAAUUGUUUGAGAGCUCAGUCAUCCAAAAACGGCCUUUCAAUGUGAGAACUUGGGGGAGCCAAGGAGAAAAAUGUCGAUGGCAUCGCAGUAAAUUACCCAAAAAAGCAGCGAGGCUUUUUUUUUUGAGAGGGAAACGAGAAGUUAAAAACUGUUGCUGCUUUUCUUGUUUGGGACUAAAUCUCGGCGCAGAGGAGAGGAAGGAGGCCGGGAGGAGAUCGGGAGGCUACAGCGAGGUGCGAGCAGCCUUUUGGGGGUAGUGUAUGGAAGAUGUUUGGAACGAGAGACUGGACUCCGUGGAUGAAAAAGAGAAGGGCUCCAGUGUUGUGUGCUCUGGGUGCAGUACUACUGUGCUGCCUACAGAGCGGCGCCUCUGUCUCCGAUGAGGUCCCCGUCUUCACCGAAGAGCCCUUGUCCGUGGUGCAGAAGUUGGGCGGCAGCGUGAACCUCCGCUGCCGCGCCCGACCUGCCUCCGCCAACAUCAGCUGGCGCCUCAACGACCAGGAGCUGGUGGACGGGGAUGUUGGCGUCGUGCUCGGCCCCGUCGGCCUGUUCAUCCCCGCCCUGUCCAACCUGACGCUGGGGCGGUACCAGUGUGUGGCCAGCACCGGCGCUGGAGCCCUGGCCAGUGUGCCCGCUAACGUCACCGCUGCCAAGCUGCGCGACUUCGAGCCUGACGACCAGCAGGACAUCGAGGUGGACGAGGGCAACACGGCUGUUAUCGAAUGCCACCUGCCUGAAAGCCAGCCCAAGGCUCAGGUCCGCUACAGCGUCAAGCAGGAGUGGCUGGAGACGUCCAAAGGGAACUACCUCAUCAUGCCGUCAGGGAACCUGCAGAUAGCCAACGCCACGCAGGACGACGAGGGGCCGUAUAAGUGCGCUGCGUACAACCCCAUCACUCAGGAAGUCAAAACAUCCACCUCUGCUGACCGCCUGCGCAUCCGCCGCUCCACGUCAGAAGCCGCUCGGAUCAUCUAUCCGCCGGCGUCUCGCUCCAUCAUGGUGACCAAAGGCCAGCGGCUGGUGCUGGAGUGUGUCGCCAGUGGCAUCCCUACCCCGCAGGUCACUUGGGCAAAAGAUGGGCAGGACCUGCGUUUCCAUAACAACACGCGCUUCCUGCUCAGCAACCUGCUGAUCGAUGCAGUGGGCGAGAGCGACUCGGGAACCUACAUCUGCCGGGCGGACAACGGCAUCGGCUCAGCGAGCUCUGCCACGGUGCUCUACGACGUCCAAGUGUUUGAGCCUCCACAUGUGACGGUGGAGCUGCAGCAGCCGGAGGUCGUGUACGGCGAGACCGUCCGCAUCACCUGUCAGGCCCGCGGCAAGCCCACCCCGGCAGUGAUGUGGCUCCACAACGCUCGGCCCCUCGCCCCAUCUCCUCGCCAUCGCCUCACCCCGCGGAUGCUGCGCGUCUUCAACGUGGGCCCUCAGGAUGACGGGCUGUACCAGUGCAUGGCUGAGAACGGGGUGGGCAGCUCGCAGGCAUCUGCCCGCCUCAUCACAGUAUCGACUGGGAUUUCAGCCAGAGGGAAGUUACCCUCAAUCUAUCGACCGCUCAGCCCGGACAAGGUGCUGAGGGAGCAGCCGCCGGUGAGGCCCGGGGCCACAGGGGCCAUGUUGCCUCUGGAUUGUUCCGAGCUGCCAGGACAGAUCCUUCCUGCAGAGGCCCCCGUCAUCCUCAGCCAGCCUCGCACAGGCAAGGCCGACUAUUAUGAACUCACCUGGAGGCCGCGGCACGAGAGAGGAGUCCCGGUGCUGGAGUACAUGGUCAAAUACAGAAAGGUGGGAGACCCUCUAGCAGAGUGGACCUCCAGCAGCAUCUCAGGCUCCCUCCAUAAGCUGACCCUGGCUAAGCUGCAGCCGGACAGCCUGUAUGAAGUGGAGAUGGCCGCCAAGAACUGUGCAGGUCUGGGACAGCCUGCGAUGAUGACAUUCAGGACCGGCAAAGGUCGGAAAGGUCAAAACGAUCCACCGAAGACUCCGGCCGUUCCUUCCCCGAGUCUCUCUCCUCCCGAGGCCCCCGACAAGCCCACGGUCUCCACGGCAACGGAAACAUCCGCAUAUGUGACUUGGAUUCCUCGCGGUAACCGUGGCUUCCCCAUCCAGUCAUUUCGGGUGGAGUACAAGAAGGUGAAGAAGGCCGGAGAGGACUGGGUGACGGCGGUGGAAAACAUCCCUCCGUCGCGGCUCUCGGUGGAGAUCACGGGCCUGGAGAAAGGUACCUCUUAUAAGUUCCGUGUGGUGGCGGUGAACGUGAUCGGUUCCAGUCCUCCCAGCGCUCCCUCGAAGGCGUACACUGUGGUGGGCGGGAGAACCCACGAGCGCCCCGUGGAUGGACCCUACAUCACCUACAAUGAAGCCAUCAAUGAGACGACCAUCAUUCUCAAAUGGACGUACACUCCUGUAAACAACACGCCCAUCUACGGCUUCUACAUAUACUACCGGCCCACAGACAGCGACAACGACAGCGACUACAAGAAGGACGUGGUGGAGGGAGACAAAUACUGGCACUACAUCACCGACCUGCAGUCGGAGACCGCCUACGACAUCAAGAUGCAGAGCUUCAACGAGAAGGGCGAGAGCGAGUUCGGGAACGUGGUGAUCCUUGAAACGAAGGCUCGUCCGAAUUCCCCGCGGACUGAUCCAUCCCAGUCCCCAGACACUGUUUCUGGGCUCCCCAGUGGACUGGUGCCUCGGCCCGGCGACCUCCCCUACCUCAUAGUGUGCAUUGUCCUGGGAACCUUCAUCCUAAUCAUCGUCGCCUUCAUCCCCUUCUGCCUGUGGAGGGCUUGGGCCAAACAGAAGCAAACGUCCGACUUGUGUUUCCCUGCUGUGGCCACCCCCGUGUCGUCAUGUCAGUACACCAUGGUGCCUCUUCAGGGACUCGCCCUGGUGGGCCGCUGCCCGCUGGACGCCCACAUGACGGCUCCGCAUGGCGUCUACCCGGGGAACGGAGAAUACAUUCCGAAUGGAAAACCUCAUCACCCGACACACUGUCUGCCAGGACUGCAGCAGAAUGAGGUGGAUUGUGAUAUGGAGUGCGACACUUUGUUGCCACGGCCGCUGUCAAAUGGACACAUGCCCGUCUACCACUACUCCACCAGUGGUGCAGAUCAUCACCAACAGACGUGCUGUUCCCCCGACGACUCCACUCACCAGCUCCUCGACUCUUCUCACCAGCUCCUCGACUCGCUGGAGGUCGGAGGAGACGGCAGCUUCUGUGACGGAGAUGAAGUGGAGGACGACGGCAUCACUCAAAAGUCGGCGUCGUUCCCUCUUUUAUCUCUAGAAGACGAGGGGAUUUUCACCACGCCCUCGUCGGUGGCCACGACGCCGCAGUCGCUAGACGCAGGAACGAUACAGGAAGUGAGCAUCCUCCCGAAUGAAGCGACGCCCGAGGACGAAGGGAGCGACAACACGACAGAUGCAUGAGAGACUGUUUGAAAGAAGCAGAAGAAAACGAGAGAAAAUAUUUAUUUUUGUAUCACAGAUAUUUAUAUAUUUAUGUGUUUGUACAUAGCUGUCUGAUUAUACUGUAUAUAAGGUUAUUUUCAUAUUGAAAAAAGACUCUUUAUUCUCGCUGCCCCCCCCUCACUGCGUCACGGACUAAGGGAUGUGACGCUGAACGCUGAACGCUGUCUGCGUUUCCUGAGGAGGGAAAUAAGAUGUUAGACAAUUAGCACUUCCUGUCCAGACCCUCCUCACGUCAUUCCUCAUAGACCUCCAUCCUCAGUGGGCCUUAGGUGCUUAGCUUUACGUGCAACAGAGUCAAAAGGGACCAUUGAAACCAGUCUGAUGCCGUGUGACAUCAGGAGGUGCUUCUUCGCUGUUGCUUUAUCACGUCCUCAAGAACCAUUUUGUAUAGCAGUAACACAAACGUAUUUUACGCCUCGUUCAUCAUUAACAAACUAUUAACACGUGUAUGCAACAUAAAUCAUUGUGUUUCAGUAGUGUACAAGAGAUUAUAUAUUGUAUGUUAUUUAUUUUUUUAUUCUGUGUCACUGAAUGGGAGAGAUUCUGGAAUAUAUCUUUAAACUCAGUCGUUGAUAAGCUGAACGUUACACUGCAACCGCUUCUGUGUUUACUCAUUCGCUGGUUACCAAAUGUCAGCCAGGUGAGGGCGCUGUGACAGGUGUGUCAGUAUUAUUAUUGUUCCUCCCUCACAGGUCGGUGCAUUAAGUAUUAAGUCUUUACCAGAGACGUCUGCAGUCGAAAUGAAGGAGAUCCUGAAUCUACACUCCCUGUUUUGUUUUUUUUAAAUAUAGCCGUUUUAUGGUUGCACAUGCUGGAGCACUAUUGCAUGUAAAUAAAAGCUUAUGAAAUUGA
Molecule: messenger RNA, 4443 nt
Organism: Hippoglossus stenolepis (Pacific halibut)
Lineage: Eukaryota; Metazoa; Chordata; Actinopteri; Pleuronectiformes; Pleuronectidae
Gene: boc
Product: BOC cell adhesion associated, oncogene regulated
Exons: 18
Coding region: 388-3549 (1053 amino acids)
Biological process (GO): nervous system development; axon guidance; cell-cell adhesion
Cellular component (GO): axon; plasma membrane
Molecular function (GO): protein binding
Source: RefSeq, a predicted model, not a curated record